UUAAAAAAAAGAAUUUUUUUUCUCGGGAAAAAGAGUUUCCAAACAGAAAAUACAAGUUCAGAUACAGACUUCUCUCCUCUGUCUCUGAAUAUAUACAAACAUAUAUUCACGUACUCGCAGACCACACCACUCUCUCUCUCUCGAGCAAAAUUCUGAUCUUGUUUUUUAUCGUUAUCCAAACCCUUCGAUCUUGUUCCUUGUUUUCUUCCGCUUCCAGUCUGUUCACGGUUCCCUCUGCAUUUUCUCGAAUUUUCAGCGAGGUCUGUCAAUGGCUACCCAUGGUUGAAGUUUCUUAUGCCAAAGACUGUUACCAAUUCAAAGCUUGUACCUUUGUCUUAAAGAAGAAUAGGUUUUUCAGAAUUCGAUACUCUUCAUUCGUUUCUUCAUAUGUUUUUGGGCGAAUGUGUUGGAGUUACUGUCGUUUCCAAGACUUGGAAAUCACAGAAAGCAUUCACUGUCAUUGUUAAUGCCCGUGUGAUACAUAUCUCUGCUCUUAAGAACUUGGAGAAUUAGCACAUAGAUUAGAGGGGCAUAAAGGUGUAUCAUAUUUUGAAGAAUUUAGAUGGGUAAUAAGCUCGGGAGGAAGAGGCAAGUGGUCGAUGAGAGGUAUACGAGGCCACAAGGGUUGUAUAAUAAAGAUGUCGACAUUAAAAAGCUCAGGAAACUGAUUUUAGAGUCUAAGCUUGCUCCGUGCUAUCCUGGGGAUGAGGAGAGUUUCCAUGAUCUCGAAGAAUGUCCAAUUUGCUUCCUGUACUAUCCGAGCCUCAAUAGGUCGAGAUGUUGCAUGAAGAGCAUUUGUACAGAGUGUUUUUUGCAGAUGAAGAAUCCUUGUUCCGCCCGCCCUACUCAGUGCCCUUUCUGUAAAACAUCCAAUUAUGCUGUUGAGUACCGGGGAGUAAAGACAAAGGAGGAAAAAGGCAUGGAACAAAUUGAAGAGCAGCAGGUUAUAGAAGCUCAAAUUAGGAUGAGACAGAAGGAACUUCAAGAUGAAGAAGAAAGAAUGCAAAAACGACUGGAAUCAUGUUCUUCCAGCACGAGUGCAGUGACCGCUGAGAUGGAGUAUGGUUCAGCUUCAGCUCAAUCAUAUAAUUCUCCUGCGGAGGAUCAGGAUGCAUGUGUCGCAUCAACAGAUAGACAACCACCAUGUCUUCUGGGAAACAGCUUCCAUUGCAGGAAUGAUGAGUUUGAUGUUGAUAUUGAGGACUUAAUGGUCAUGGAAGCAAUAUGGCUCUCCAUCCAGGAAAACGGCAUGCACAGAAAUAAUACAUGUGGGGAGAUCACCUCUUCUGGACAGUAUGUAGCAGAAGAAGAUCAUUAUGUUUCACCAUCUAUGGCGCCUGUUAUAAGAUCAUCGUUGCCCUCGUAUUCGUCUCCAUCUCCAUCUGCCGGGAUGGCCUGCGUUGUCGCAGCCAUGGCUGAAAACCGGCGAAUGGUUGGUGAAUCCUCCAGGAACGAUAUCCAAAACAUGAAUGCUUCCUCGUACAACAUGCUUCCAAGCAUUUGUACCGGCUAUUACAAUAACGUAGUGGUAAACCAAGAGGUGGGUGAUAACACUUACCUCAACGACGAGGAAACAGUUCAUGGAUCGGUGAAUGUGGGCGAGGCAGGAAUGAGCCAUGCAACAGGCUCUGACAUGACCGACGAAGAUAGUGCCAGUGAGAUUUCCAGGGAGGCUUCAGAAAGAUUCCAGAAUCUUCCACCUCCAUUAAUUGUUCCGGAGAGUUUUGAGGAGCAGAUGAUGUUGGCCAUGGCGGUGUCUCUUGCAGAGGUUCAUGCCACGCAAGCUUACCGACAGGAGUCGCAUGGCGAUGAGAUGAUGAUGCAGAGGUAAUAGAGUUAAGAUACAGUCAUUGCCAUCUUUAUUCGGAAAUGGGUGAUUGAGAUUGUUAGUUUAAGGAUCGAAAAGAGGGCAGCAGUGAUGGUUAUGAUCGAUUCAUAUAUAUAUAUAUGUUCGAUAGGAGAACACAGAAGAUUUGUAGUGUAAUAGAAAGGUCGGUUUCUCGGUCAGUUGCGUAACUGUGUUCCUUAUAUUAACAUCUCUAACGGUUCUUGGGGGUGGUUGUCUUGUCUUCUUGAAA
Tarenaya hassleriana is the source of this 2078-nucleotide messenger RNA. RefSeq names its product protein sip5-like. Bases 563 to 1831 code for a protein of 422 amino acids. The transcript has 10 exons. NCBI's taxonomy places the organism in Eukaryota, Viridiplantae, Streptophyta, Magnoliopsida, Brassicales, Cleomaceae. The record is from RefSeq and is a predicted model, not a curated record. Gene Ontology annotation, cellular component: cytoplasm.